Molecule: messenger RNA, 417 nt
Organism: Aspergillus oryzae RIB40
Lineage: Eukaryota; Fungi; Ascomycota; Eurotiomycetes; Eurotiales; Aspergillaceae
Exons: 2
Coding region: 1-417 (138 amino acids)
Source: RefSeq, a predicted model, not a curated record
AUGUCGGCAUCAAUCUUCUUCCAGCAACAGCAGCAUGCUCACCACGGUGCCGCUGCGCACAUGCAACCUUCGAAUAACCACCACGGCGGACGCUCUCGGCGAGGACCUAAGAUGGCCGCUCAAAACGCCCAGCGCCAGUUCCGGGGUGUAAAAAGCAUGAGGGAGCUCGCUGAAGCUCCCGCGGUGACUGCCUUCCGCGCGAGGUUCGAGGCUGGACGGUCUUUCGACUUGGACGACGACUUGGAGUUCUGCCCCAGUCUCCUGACCGAGGACGAUAGUGAUGCUUUCGACUUUCUGCGAGCGACGGCGCCUGCGAUUCGAUUUUUGCAUUUUCACAUUUCAGACGAUACCUUGUUUUUUAUUCUUCGGUUAGGGAAAAUACGUCCUUUUGACCUCGUGUCGUUUUGGCCGCGAUGA